UUGGAGCUAUAUGUGACUAGAAGGACUAUGGAACCUCUGCAGCUCUGUAGGUCCGGACGGCUUAAAUCCAAGCUUGCAAAGGCUUUUUCCAUUCCAGAUGAUUUGCUGGGUUAAGCGCUUAAUUAGGAUGGCUUUUGAACAAGUUGGAUUAAACAUGGACUCAGUGCUUUGGUCAAGCAAGCCUUAUGGUUCAUCUCGAAGUAUUGUAAGAAAAAUUGGUAGUAACCUUUCUCUUAUCCAGUGUCCAAGAGUUCAGUUUCAGCUUACUUCUCAUGCCACAGAAGGGAACUAUCCUAAUCAACUCAGAGAAGAUGCCGUGGCCUCCUUUGCAGAUGUGGGAUGGGUUGCUCAAGAGGAAGGUGAAGUCUCUACAAGGCUCAGAUCAGAAGUUUGGUCCAAAACAGGCCAGCCCCUUUCAGGUGAACUACACCAUUCUAGAAGACAGGUGUCUUUACCAAACCCAUUACAAGAAGAACCAGUGACCAGGAGUGCAGUGACCGCAAAUGAAGAAGCUCUGCAAAAGAUCAGUGCUCUAGAAAAUGAACUAGCCACUUUAAGAGCACAAAUAGCCAAAAUUGUAAUCUUGCAAGAACAGCAGAAUCUGACAGCAGUUGGGUUAAGUCCAGUUGCUUCAGCUGCUGUCCCUGUUGUGCCGUCACUGCCACCACCGCCGCCACCUCCUCCACCUCCCCCGCUCCCUCCCCCUGGUCUACAACGGAGUAUGUCUGCAAUUGAGCUCAUUAAAGAACGAAAAAACAAAAAAACAAACUGUGGGCAGCCUCUCAUAGAAAAUGGGCCAAAGAAGCCUGAAAUACCAAACAUGUUAGAAAUCCUCAAAGAUAUGAACAGUGUGAAACUACGCUCAGUGAAAAGAUCAUUGGAAGGUACAAAAUCUAAAGUAGCUGACCCUGCAGAUCCUGCAGCUUUAAUAGCAGAAGCUCUCAAAAAGAAAUUUGCUUAUCGAUACCGAAGUGACAGCCAAAGCGAAACUGAAAAAGUGAUUCCAAAGUCUGAAACAAAGACAGAAGUAGCACUGUUUGGACCGCACAUGCUGAAGUCGACAGGAAAAAUGAAGACUUUAAUUGAAAAGUCUUAAUGCAUCAAGAUCACUACAUGAAAGACUGUAAACUGUUUUGACUAAGUGUUGCAAAUAGCACUAGUACUGAGUGGUCUCCUACAAUGCAGGAAAAAAAAGUAAUGUGAAAUGUAGAAUUGAGGCACUAAAGAUGUCAAGGUUGAGGUGCAUGUUUGUAUGCGGUUUAAAAGGGAUAGAUUUGACUGUUAACUCAGGUAUUAAUUUUGUAUUCAAACCUGGCUUUCUACCCAGACUUGUUGUGGUUUUAUUCAUUAACACUAAGUAAGUUACCUAUAUGAUAUUUUUGUGCAUAACUGACCACCUUAACAUAAUUUGUAAUAAUGAUACUGAUACACCUUUAGUUAAAGCUCAAAUGACUGAUGUUAACUUAAAACUUGCACUAUGAUAUUUAGUUUGAUACUACAUUUUUCAUGUCAAAGUUGUUCUUUUAAACAGAGCUUUAGCAAUUUUUUUUAUCCCAAAGAAAAAUUGAAUAUAUUCUGCUUCAUACGGAAAGCAAGCAAAAACUUGAAUCUGCCUCAAAGGUCACC
Molecule: messenger RNA, 1626 nt
Organism: Struthio camelus australis
Lineage: Eukaryota; Metazoa; Chordata; Aves; Struthioniformes; Struthionidae
Gene: MTFR1
Product: mitochondrial fission regulator 1
Biological process (GO): aerobic respiration; mitochondrial fission
Cellular component (GO): mitochondrion
Source: RefSeq, a predicted model, not a curated record